Mycena citricolor is the source of this 909-nucleotide messenger RNA. Lineage: Eukaryota; Fungi; Basidiomycota; Agaricomycetes; Agaricales; Mycenaceae. The record is from the annotation of a GenBank genome assembly.
AUGUUCAACGAGCAGUUCCCCGAGCGGACUUUCCUGAAGGGGAGCGACCGCCCGGUCGGAUCGCAGAGCGUGCCGCUGUACAACGUGGAGGGGACGGCGGGCCUCGUUCCGCUAUUUCUGGACAAGGCGUCCCGGCAGCCGGUGGAUUACAUCCACAUUCCGAAUCUGCCGAAGUGCGACGGGGCGAUUUAUGUCGUAGGCGACAGCAUGUAUCCGUUGCUCAAAAGCGGCGAUAUCGUGCUGUACAAGCAGUUGAACGACAUCAACGACAUUUUCUGGGGCGAUAUGUACCUGCUUUCGAUCGACAUCGACGGCGAGGAGUACAUUACGGUCAAAUAUAUCCAGAAGUCCGACAAGGAGGGAAUCCCGUGCGCUGGCUUUCGUGAAAGCCAGCAUACGGAUGAACUCGAUCCGGACCCUUAUCACGGCGUCGGGCAGGCCAACGGCCUGUGUUUCUCUGUAAACGACGGGGUGCAGUUUCCGCCGUCGCUGGUCAAUAUUUUCCAGGAGGUGAACGCCGAUACGGGGACUCCGGUUCCGCAGAGCGGCAACCUCGACCGUUGGGCCGAACAGGGUGUGUUGCUGUUGAACGCCGUGUUGACGGUGCGCGCCACGAGGGCGACUUCGCAUGCCGGAAAAGGGUGGGAGCAGUUUACCGAUGCCGUCGUACAGGCUAUCGCGCGGCAAAAACAGGGGAUUGUCUACAUGCUGUGGGGGUCUUACGCCCAGCGUAAGGCGUCGAUGGUCGAUCCGCAGCGGAAUUGUAUCCUGAAGACCGUGCAUCCGUCCCCGCUGUCGGCUUACCGGGGCUUUUUCGGGUGCCGUCAUUUCAGUCAGGCGAAUCAAUACCUGCAAAGUAUCGAAGGACACCGAUCCGCUGGUAGCGGGUACGAACGAAUUAAUUCAUAA